Rotaria sp. Silwood1 is the source of this 607-nucleotide messenger RNA. NCBI's taxonomy places the organism in Eukaryota, Metazoa, Rotifera, Eurotatoria, Philodinida, Philodinidae. The record is from the annotation of a GenBank genome assembly.
AUGUCAUAUCUGGAAAAAUUAACUUUAUAUCUUCCUAUAAAAGGUCGAAAUAGAGUCAUUGAUGGUACUAACGUUCAACAUGAUAUUUUGGAUUAUAUGCCACAACUUCAUUCAUUUACUUUCUAUAUUUGUACUUAUGUGGAAACGGUUGAUUUAUCCUACAAGUUAUCUAGUGAAGAUAUUCAACAAACAUUAACAAAUAUUGGACAACAACAAGUUACGAGUAUAGUCAAUUAUAUUCAAGAUGGGAUAGCUGUAUGCUCGAUUUUCUCACUUCCUUUUGAAUUUGAUCAUCUCAAAAAUCUGGGCAAUAAAUUUCCAAAUAUUGUAUUCAGUUACGUUGCGUUUUUACUUGUAGAAGAUAUUAAUCCAUUCAAACAUGAAUUCUUCAUUCGAAUUGCCCGAUCAUUUCCAUUACUUAAAUGCUUACGUAUUUUUAAUAGAGAAUCACAAGGUUUAGAUGGUCUUAUGACAUUUUCAUCUGACAAUUGUCAAUUACACUCAAUUAUUGAAUACCCCCAUCUGACUAUACUUGAUGUCGCAUAUGCACAUAGAGAUUAUGUUGAACAAUUUCUUAAUGAAACAAAGACAUAUAUACCUUGUCUGG